Rotaria sp. Silwood1 is the source of this 1326-nucleotide messenger RNA. The record is from the annotation of a GenBank genome assembly. Lineage: Eukaryota; Metazoa; Rotifera; Eurotatoria; Philodinida; Philodinidae.
AUGAAUGAUUCGACAAAAAAAAAUCUAGCAUAUAUGUUCGAGCUAUCAGUUUUACGUCGACGAGAAAGUCAACUUUCAUCAUCAUUAUCUUCUUCACUAAACAAAGUAGAUUCCACAAUGCAACAAUGUUGGCUACCAUGUGAAGCUGAUUUAUCUAUUGAGACAUCAGUAUGCCAGAAUACUUUACCACCGUGUGAAUUCUGUUUUGAACCGUCAAAUUCAGUUAUUAUGACGGAUAUAUUUAAUACUAAUCGUGAAAGACAAUGUAGUGAACCUGUUCUUGUGCCCGAGUCAACAACAGCAUUAGCUGAUGGUCAACAACAACCUCAACAACAAUCACAUUCAUCUGGUUAUCAGUCUACAUUUGGUAAUGAACUAUCACCAACACAAAAUUAUUGGAUAUUAGGCAUUAAUGAUUAUGCAUCAUGUCAAUCAACAACAAGUGAUGAUCUUUUCAAUGAUCAAGAUCAGUGUCUAUUUGAUGAUAAUUCAACAAAUACAACAACUAAUGGUACUGAUGAACAGGAUAUCGAUGAUGAUAGUUUCGAAGUACUAUCAUUCGAAGCACCACCAGAGAGUUCUAUUUAUUUCAGAGAAUUUCAAUAUACAACAUCACAUAGUCAAAAUAAUGUUUGUGAUUGUUGUAAUAAAUUAUUCGCAUCAGUAUCAAAUUUACCUCCACGUCGUUGUUAUUACUAUGGUAAAUUAUAUUGUCCACGUUGUCAUCUUAUGGAUUAUGCAUAUAUUCCAGCAAAAAUAAUUAAAUCAUUUGAUAUGCAUCUUUAUCCAGUAUGUCGUCGAGCUAAAUCAAUUCUUCAAUCAAAUUUUUAUCAACCAAUAUUUGAUAUACAAAAUGAUAAUGAAAAUUUAUAUGUAUUACAACCGAUAUUAUCCGAUAUACGUUCAAGUCGUAUACAAUUUCAACAUUAUUAUGCAUAUUUAUCAACGUGUACACGUAUUGAAAAUGAAUUAAAUGAAAAAUUUUUAAAAGAAUUUUAUGCACGUGAUUAUCUUUAUCAAAGUAUACAUUUAUAUUCAUUAAAUGAUUUAUUAUCAUUAAAAAAAAUUUUACAAAUACUUAAUAUAGCAAGUAUACGCGCAAAACAACAUAUAUAUCAGUGUAUGAUUUGUCGUGAGAAAGGUUUUAUUUGUGAAAUAUGUAAAAAUCGAAAAGAUAUACUUUAUCCAUUUGAUGAUAUCAAAACAAUAGGACGAUGUAAUAAUUGUUCAAAUAUAUAUCAUAGAAAAUGUUGGGAUAAUAUUGAUCAUGAUUGUCCAAAAUGUUAUCGUCUAAUACAACGAAAACAUGAACAAGAUAUUAUAUAA